Messenger RNA from Ostrinia nubilalis (European corn borer), 4903 nucleotides. RefSeq names its product zinc finger MYM-type protein 3 (gene woc). Lineage: Eukaryota; Metazoa; Arthropoda; Insecta; Lepidoptera; Crambidae. The coding region runs from base 122 to 4903 and encodes 1593 amino acids. The transcript has 19 exons. The record is from RefSeq and is a predicted model, not a curated record.
GCCAGAGGUUGGUUGAUCCAAAAUGGUUGCCGUUUGUUGUGCUUUCAGUGAUUUGUGAAACUUAUUUCAAUAAAUGUUUAUUAACGUAGGAGAUCGUGUAUGUGUGGUAUAAACUUAAAUAAUGGAUGAAAAAGAAUCUGUUCCCGAAACUCCUGGUGAGGAGACCAGUCAAGGUUCGGGGGACGGGUCGGACGUGGUGAAAUCUGAUGACACGGAGCCUGUUGAGUCUCAAGAUUCUCUGGAGCCAGCACCAGAACCUAGUGAUAAUGUUUCCUGUGACAAACCUGACAGUGAUGAUGUGGAAAAUAGUGAAUCUGAGCCUAAAGAAAGUGUGAGUGAACUUCAAAACCAUGUGGAUGAUAUGAGUGUUACAGAUACUGAAAAUGACUGUGAGAAGGAGAGUGAAAAGACUAAUGAAGAUGAAACAGCAUCUAUGGAGACAGACACCCAGGAUACUAACAAAGAUGAUGUGAAUCAAGACGAAACUCAGCAAGAUGAAUCCGAAAGUAAUUUAGGAGACAAAUUAAAAGAUGAAGAUAAUAGUCAGGAUGCAAGUCAAGACUCGGAGAGUGUAGACACACAAGAACAAGCUGAGAAAGCAGACGGUGGUGACGAAGAAACGGAGAAGGAAGAAAAGAGAUACGAUGAAGUUGGGAAGCCGGAGUUCGAAACUGCUCCUAAUAUUUCAAUGGAUGAACCGCAGGAGGAUCAUUCACAGGCCCUAGAUCCAUUUGACGCUCUAUUGAAAGACAAAACCGAUGCAUCCGUAUCGGAAACAGCAACACCAACAACCUCGCAAGCGGAGACAAUUAACGCAAUUGACGAUGAUGAUGAUGAUCAUAACACAGACCAAGUUGACGGUGAAGUGGAGGACGAAGACACUACAAACACAGAAGAGCAACCGGAGCUGAUCGAUGAACCCGGAGCAGAUGAAGAGGUGUGCCUGCUGCCAGACACUGAGCGGGAGAUCUCUGAAGCUGAUAAGGCUGAAGCCGAGAAAGUACUGGCUGAGAAACGUAAACAGGCUGAAGAAGCCGCCGCUUUAGCAGUAGAAGCGACCGUCCCCAAAGAGGAGAAUGAAGCGUUGGAUGUGGACGCCGCGAGCAAAGAGGAUGGCGUCAACGAGAGCCACACGGAAGACGCCUCCACCGCCACCGAGGAUCCUUCCCAGGAAAAUGGCGCUGACAAAGAUAAUGAAAAUGAAAUCGAAAACGAGCAUGAAGAAAUAGUCGAAACAGAAGUGGCUGUAACAACAAAUGUGAUUCAAGAAGUGAAUCCAUAUCCAAGCAAAUGUGAGCAGUGUUACUUGGACCUCAAUUGCUAUUUUCGGUUUACAACUAAAGACGGGGAUUACAGAUACUUAUGCACUGCAACCUGUACUAGCAAAUUCGUGGAAAAUAACCCACUUCAAUACACUGUGACGACUAAAAAAUAUCUCAUCGAAGAAAUAUUACCAAGAUUCUUGACAUGUUCUGAGUGUGAAGAAAAGAAAACUUGUUAUUUCUACUAUAAUUUUGAUGGAGAAGACACGAAUUACUGUUCUCUACAGUGCUUACACGGCAUGAUGGCAGAUGAGAAGGAUAAGUAUAUUUUCAAAAGGAGAAAGAUCAUCGUGGAAGAAACUGCGCCUAAGGAGGGAGAGUGCUUAGUUUGUAAGGAAACAAAGAAUUGUAAUUAUUGCAUGACGAGGUAUGGAGAGUUUAGUUUAAUAUGUGAUCAUGGCUGCAUAAAACAACUCAAUUUGAGCGAAAGCGGAAGGUACGUGAUAAAGAGGAAGAGGAGUUGCAGGAGAGCGACCCCGGCAGCGCCAACUAACCCGCCACUGCUCAAAUUGAAAGUUAUAAGUAACGCAACAGAUAAAUAUUUGGAUGAAGCAUAUAAAAUUCAAGCGAAAACCCCGGCGAUGGUGCAAGCCGCGCGCGACGAGAGAGAACGCAGCUUCACGCGAAAGUGCACUCAAUGUGUCAUGCUGCUCACCAGCGAAGAGAAACUCUUGACGUGGGAGACCAUGGAUUUCUGCGACGAAGUUUGCCUUGGGCAGUACCAGAAUAAAAUUGGGUCUAGAUGCGCUAACUGCAAAAACCCGGUUCAGCAUACAAGUUUAGGGAAGUACUGUGUUAGGUUCGGGUACGAUAUACGGCAGUUUUGUAACUCGGGCUGUUUGGAAGAGUUCAAGAAAGGGUUGAAGAUAUGCUGCUACUGCCAGAGGGAUAUUUCGGCGGGUCUGCAAGGGUUCUUGGCGCCGGUGGGCGACAAGGGACAGUUCAAAGACUUUUGCUCGCAGACUUGUAUGGAAAAGUUUGAUCAGAUGAGCAAGAAUCCGAUCCCGCAGCCGAUUUGGGCGAAGUGCGCGGUCUGCUCGAUAGAGAAGGCGACCUCGAUCGAGGUGGAAGUCAGCGAGCAAGUCAAUCAGCGGUUAUGUUCCGAUCCAUGUUUUGCAGCUUUUAAAUUCGUCAAUAAUAUAUUCCCAGAUCAAUGCAGAUGGUGCAAAAAGUACUUUGAGCGCAAAGCCAACAAGUGUUUCACGAUAUACGACAACAACACCCCCAACUGUUUCUGCUCCAAAUCUUGUAUGAACGUCUACAUCAGCAACUCCAGGCACAUAGUCCCAUGCAACUGGUGUAAAGUGAAGAAAUACAAUUUCGACAUGAUAAGGAAACAACAGGCCAAUGCGCAGCCUGUGAUGAUGUGCUCCCUGAAUUGUCUUAACCUGUAUCAGGUUUCCGUCAAUGCAGUCUCCUCGAAAAGAACUAAGUGCGACAUGUGCAAGCGAACUGCUCUCGCGCAGUACCACUUGACUAUGUCGGACGCGACGGUGCGGAAUUUCUGCACGUACCAGUGUGUCAUGGGCUUCCAGGGUCAAUACUCAAAGCACACGCCGCCGUUGAUGCCCGGCGAAUCCAUCGACCAGCAAAAGGCGGUGCCUACGGGAGUCCCGCGCCGCACCUACACCGCUCCCGCUAACAAUAAGACUAAUGCAACAAAAGGUCAACAGCGAGCAAGUGGCGGCGGCAUGCCAGUUAUCUCAAAUGUCCAAUCUCUCGCCGCGCCGCCGCCUCUAAUGCCCUCCGUCACCCGCGGCAAGUCCAAGCGCCUCGCCGUGGCCCAGCCCCCGCCCGAACCGGAGCCCCCCGCUGCCCCCAAAACCCCUCCACCCCCUCCCAAACCCCCAACCCCCCCGCCACCUCCACCCCCCAAAGUCUACAACCACGUCAUCGUCAAAACGCUGCCCCCUAAAGAAGUGGCGAACAAAGGAACCAUGUCGAAACCGAUGAUGGUAUCCAAAGGCAUCUCCUGCCGGCCGCAUCCGUGCACAAAAGAGUGUCAAACGGACCCCAGCCUAGAACGGCGAGUUCUGAUCCCGGUGCCAGUUCCUAUAUACGUCCCCGUGCCGUGCGCGAUGUGGUCGCUUCCGUUCCCCGUUCCCGUUCCGAUCCCCAUUCCAAUUCCAACGCCGGUGUUUAUUCCGACCACGCGGAACUCCGCUAAAGGCAUCAUGAAGGAGAUCAACAAGAUCCACGAUAAGAUGCCGACGGAUCCGUUCGAGGCUGAACUCCUGAUGAUGGCUGAGAUGGUGGCUGGAGAUAAAAAGAAGGAUCAGAGCGAUUCGGACACGGAUGACGAUAACGCCGAGGAAACCUUCAGCCCAGUAGCGGGCAUGGACGGCAACAACGCGUUCGGCGAGGACAUGCUGCAGAUGGCCCUGAAGAUGGCCACCGAGUACGAGGAGCAGCCCGUCGACCUGGAGUCCGCCAUGACGGCCAACACCAUCACGCCCAGCUCGCAUCCCGGCAUGCCUGGUCUGGAAGGCGAGAGCAUGCACCACCACCACAUGAUGGUACUAGAGCAGCAACGCGCGGUAGCGGCGCUCCGCUCGGGCUGCGCAGGCGCCGCUCGCAAGAGGCCGCCGCCGCCCGCGCCCGCGCGGCCCGCGCGCUCGUCCAAGCGCCGCCGCGCCGAGCCCGCGCCGCCGCCGCCCGACCCGCCGCGCGAGCCCGCUGAGAAGCCCGACGCUAAUAUGUGUCUCAAGUACACAUUCGGCGUCAACGCGUGGAAGCAGUGGGUGAUGACUAAAAACGCUGAAAUAGAAAAGAGCUCGAUUCGACGGAAACCUUUCAAAUCGGAGAUCCUUCAGCUCACGGCAGACGAGUUGAAUUACUCGCUUUGCCUGUUCGUCAAGGAGGUGCGCAAGCCUAACGGAAGCGAGUACGCGCCCGACACUAUUUAUUACUUGGUAUUAGGAAUUCAACAAUAUCUCUUUGAAAAUGGUAGGAUAGACAACAUAUUUACGGAUCCAUAUUACGAAAAGUUUACCGAUUGUUUGGACGAAGUAGCAAGAAAGUUCUCAGUUUUAUAUAACGAUUCACAAUACAUAGUCACGCGAGUAGAAGAGGAGCACUUAUGGGAAAGCAAGCAAUUAGGAGCGCAUUCGCCGCACGUGCUGCUAUCGACGCUAAUGUUCUUCAACACGAAACACUUUAACUUAGUGACAGUAGAAGAACACAUGCAGCUAUCCUUCUCGCACAUAAUGAAGCAUUGGAAGAGGAACCCCAACCAGCCGGGCCAAACGAAGGUGCCCGGCUCUAGAAAUGUACUGUUAAGGUUCUACCCGCCGCAGUCGGCGCUAGAAGCAAACUCAAGAAAAAAGAAAGUUUAUGAGCAGCAAGAAAAUGAAGAGAAUCCCCUAAGAUGUCCAGUUAAAUUAUAUGAAUUUUACAUUUCAAAAUGUCCAGAGUCAGUGCGCACGCGCAACGACGUGUUCUACCUACAACCGGAGCGCUCGUGCGUGCCCGACUCGCCCGUGUGGUACUCCACGCAGCCGCUCAGCCGCACCGCGCUCGCCAAGAUGCUGCACCGCGUCAAGAUGGUCAAGGAGAUCAACAUCGCGCUGCUCACCAGCUAA